Messenger RNA from Phoenix dactylifera (date palm), 1981 nucleotides. RefSeq names its product E3 ubiquitin-protein ligase Os04g0590900-like. Lineage: Eukaryota; Viridiplantae; Streptophyta; Magnoliopsida; Arecales; Arecaceae. The record is from RefSeq and is a predicted model, not a curated record. Gene Ontology annotation, biological process: protein ubiquitination. Gene Ontology annotation, molecular function: transferase activity.
ACCCUCUCCCCAUCCACAGGAGACCAGGAAAAAGAGAACUCGGAUAUUAGAGACGACGACAGAGAAAACAGAGCAAAACUAACCAUCUCCCUUCCCCUAUACUUUGCACUCAAGCACUUGGUUCCUUCGCCAUUCUUUGUGCCAGAAAGCAAAAAAAAGAGAGAAUAAAAGCCCUUUAAGCAGAAGCUCUUGCCACCCGACUCUCUCUCUUUUCUUUCUGCGAUCAGAUAUCCCAGUUCCCAAUACAAAACAUUAAACCAUCCCCCCGUCCACAAUCGUUUGGUCCCGGAGACUCGCAUAGAUCUCGUUUGGCCCGGAAGAUAACACCCCUGAGCCCCAGCUCUCCGACUGGCCGAUUGGCCAUGGCCGCCGUCGGCGACCAGCAAACCUGGGUUCCCUAUGAGCCAAUUAAGGACUGCACUCAGGGCUUGUGUACCAUCUACUGCCCCCAGUGGUGCUACCUAAUUUUCCCACCACCUCCCGCCGUGGAGCUCUCCGACGACAGCUCCGGCCCAACCUUCUCACCCCUCGUGAUCGCCAUCAUCGGCAUCCUCGCAAGCGCCUUCCUCCUCGUCAGCUACUACACCAUCAUCUCCAAGUAUUGCGGUGCCUUCGACUCCCUCCGGCGGCGGCUCCAAGGCCCCGGUGCGGACGACCGCGAGCUCGAGGACGGCCUCGCGCAAUCCCACCGCCACGAGGCUUGGCAACUCUCCCCGUCGAACGGGCUCGACGAGGCGUUGAUCGACAAGAUUGCGGUGUGCAAGUACAGGAGAGGCGACGGGCUGGUCGACGGCACCGACUGCUCGGUGUGCCUCAGCGAGUUCAGGGAGGACGACAGCCUUCGCCUGCUCCCCAAGUGCAAUCAUGCCUUCCAUGUCCAGUGCAUCGAUACUUGGUUGAAGUCCCACUCCAACUGCCCCCUCUGCCGUGCCAAUAUCGUGUCGGUCAGUUCAUUAUCGCCGGCGCCGCCGCUUCCGGCUCCUCCCGAGCCGGAAAAUGCUUCUCCCGCGGCAGAAGGUGAACGAGGCUUCGAGGAGACGGCUGCAGCCGUAGAAGAUUUAGACGGUGGCGGGCAAGAAGAGAUCCAACUGAGGAAUCAUGGCGAUCUGCCUCCGAAGGAGCACCCUUCUCGAAUCCUCUGUGAUCUGGAAAGGAUGGAGGAGAGUGAUACUAUAAUUGAGGUGGGAGACGGUGCUGUCCAACCCAUCAGACGAUCAUUCUCCAUGGACUUCUCGCAUCGAGGGCGUGUUUCGAUUGCUGAUGUCUUGCAAACGAGCAUGGAGGAUGAACUGUUAGCUGCAAAGGAUCAUGGCUUUCUGGUCGGGAUCGGUUCGUCGAGACGGUGCGGAGGAGAGCAUUGCAGGACCAGGGUCUUGCCUCGCGUUAUGAGCCCUGUCCCGAUGAAGAGAUCCUUCUCCAGCGAGAGGUUCUGCUUCACUAGGCAUGGGAGGGGAAGCAGUUCGAUCCUUCCGGUGUAAAAGAAUAUAUUCCAACUAGGAUAUAGCACAAGUUCUUCUCAGUGGAAGUGUCAAUAGAAAGGAACAGAGUCUCAUUCCUCAGCUCUGCAAUCGAGAAAAGGAAACACCCUGCAUCCAUCGGGCUUUCCAACGACAGCAGAUGGAUUUCCUUGGUGUGGAAAUCCUCCAUGCAAUGCAUGGUGAGGCUCCCUAAUUGCUAUAUUUGCUCUAAAUUCUAUCAUGUGGGUUUAUGGAUUUGGUGGAGUUUGGAUGCUUUUAGAAACUUUCGUAUCAUAUGAUUUUUGAUUUCUUAUCAUCUGUUCUCUUGUGAUUGCUUUGAGCUUGUGCAUGCCCUCCUGCUUUUGAUUCCCUUUUUUUUUUUUUUGCGAAUGUAAUACUGCAGUCAUGCAGAUCAUUUGGUAAGUUAAAACAGAGUGGGAGUUCGAGAUUUUUCUGAUGGUUUCAGUGAUAUGCUCGCUGGCGGACUCUGAAAUCAGGGAAUGUUAUUCAUGAUGUGUUCAGUG